CGUGGUGACAGUGGAAGUCGGGCGCGACGUGGGCCCGGGGUCGCCUCCUGGCCGAUCGAUAGUAUUCACGAUACCGAGGUCGCUGGAACGGCCCUGCGGACGGCACCUGGUUGCGACCUUCACCGAGAGUCCCCAUGACGAGCUCCAGUUAUUAGGCCGUGCGAGCUGCUGUAAUUCAUACCUUCGGCAGAGCUUGACGCAACGGGAGAGAAGAGAGCGAAGGCCUUCGCUCGUCCCCGAAACGAUAGCACGAACAAAGGAGUCGUCGAGGAGGAAGCGACCACUGGAAGAGGAAGUCGAUAAAGGCCGGAUUGCGAUGGCGAGUGCGAGAUGACAGAGGACUCGGACGAGGGGGAUGACCGCGCGUCACCGGAAUAAGGAGGAGGAUGUGGAGGUCCAAGUGGUCGAGGCUCAUAGAGUGCCUGAGCCGGCCCCAGAGCCUCGUGCUCCUGUUACUCCCGUGUCUGCUCGCCCUCACCCUCUACUUCCUCGCCGGCAAUGAGUUCGAUCUCAAGGGGCUGCAGUACCUCGCCUUUCGCACUUACAAUACCUCCUACGAUGUGGUCGAUGGGUACUUAGUCUGGAAUUCAAAAUGUCACAUGCUGUCGAAGAAUCCUCUAGAUCCGUCCAUCGUCAAGUUCGUAAAGAGGGAAAAGUUUGAAACUUGCUCGACAACGCCAUUACUAACGAGCAUCUCCAGGGAGUCCAACGGAAGUGUCUAUCUAGUCAUUAACUCCAAAGCAGCGAAGCAUUAUAAUGAUUUGUCCUGUUGCUGGGCGCCCGUCAUUAGGCCAACCAUUUCAAUUAAAUUGUUAUCGGAGAAGGAAUACGAUUCGAAAAUUAGUGUCGGCCAGUGCGAGGAGUUCAAAGGCCAAGUCCUUCUUCACAAGAGCGUGGAAACUCUCCUAGUCACCUGCAAAACAUUAAAGCCGCUUAAGCCGUCGAAGGGAAAAGUCAAGAUAACAAAGGCCUCCAGCGGAUUGGUAUACGAAAACGUGCACGCGGUCCUUAAUCCGGAGAAAGUGCACGAGCGAUUGAACAUCUCGGACUUUAGAGGGAGCAACAAUAGCCGUCGAGCCCAAGCCAGAGAACUUAGCAUCCUUAUGCUCGGGAUAGACAGCGUCUCCCGACUGAAUUUCCACCGGUCCAUGCCACUUACGAGGGAGUACCUCGAGAGCCAAGGCUGGCUCGAGCUCAAGGGCUAUAACAAAAUGGGAGACAAUACCUUUCCCAACCUCAUGGCCUUUCUCACAGGCUACAAUCAGUCACUCGCCUACUCCAAAUGCAAGCCCAAGCUUCCUUACGGCCUUGACAACUGCUCCAUUAUCUGGUACAAUUUUCGGGAUGCUGGAUAUGUAACCGCAUACGGCGAAGAUCACGCGCCUAUUAGUACCUUCAAUUAUCUCAAGGUUGGCUUCGUCGAUCCACCAACGGACUAUUAUCUACGACCCUAUGUUCUCGCUUCGGAGAAGCUGCUGAAGAUCCGUCAGCGUUUCAGCGCCAAGUAUUGCACGGGUCCGGAGCUGAGUGUCGAUCGCAUCUUCGACUUCGCCGUGGACUUCGCCAAGACGUUUACGAAGCAGCCGUACUUUGGCUUCUUUUGGACGAACGGCGUCAGCCACGAGAACGUGAACGGGCCCUCGUCAAUCGACGGCCACUUUCUCGCCAAACUCCAAGACAUGGAGGCCUCGGGCGUAAUGAACGACAGUAUGAUUAUAGUCCUGAGCGAUCACGGGAUGCGCUACGGUGACAUUAGGAGCACCUUCGUCGGCUGGUACGAGGAGCGUCUGCCCUUCAUCUAUAUCUGGCUGCCCGAGUGGUUUCGCGAGCAGGACCCCGAAAGUUACCACGCGCUGCGCAUCAAUCAGAACCGUUUGACCUCGCCCUACGACCUCUACGAGACCUUGCGGGACGUCCUGAGUCGCGCGGGCGGCCAAGCGCCAUCGAGCAGCGGCUGUCCCCGUUGCGCAAGCCUUUUCGAACCGGCACCCCGAGCUCGCGGCUGCACCGACGCCGGCGUCGCACCCCACUGGUGCACCUGCGCGGCCUUCCAGUCGGGCAGCACGAACGACAAGAUCGUCGUCGAUGGCGCCAACCGGUUCGUCGAGCACAUGGAGGAGAUAGUGAAGCGCUACAAGAACAAGAAGGGAGCGAGACUCUGCGAUAAGCCCAAACUAAAGAGGAUACGCAGAGUGAAUCAGGUGCUCGACCUUGACAAGAACGCCGAUCCCAAUGUCAUUGAGCUCUUUUACCUGCUGGAAGUUGGCCCGGGCGACGGCAAGUUCGAAACGACCAUACGCUACUACGGGCCCGGUAAUUAUACGAUUCACGACGACGAGGUCAGUCGGAUCAAUUCUUACGCACAGAGUGCCAAAUGCUUAGACCAGGGCUACAAACAGUAUUGCCAUUGCAAAAAGUAAAUUAACAUUAAUUGAUUUAACGUAUCGCGUAACGUGUACUUAUUGUAUUAAUGGAGGCGACGUCUGCGCUUCGAGUUAACUGACUCUCGUCACAUCCGAGCGGCUAUUGAAAAUUUUGAAUAUUUGGAUGUCUAUGGGAUUGAUUUAUUAUCCUGCCACUAGAAAUUCCAUA
Molecule: messenger RNA, 2592 nt
Organism: Ceratosolen solmsi marchali
Lineage: Eukaryota; Metazoa; Arthropoda; Insecta; Hymenoptera; Agaonidae
Exons: 5
Coding region: 387-2420 (677 amino acids)
Source: RefSeq, a predicted model, not a curated record